Solanum lycopersicum (tomato) is the source of this 1873-nucleotide messenger RNA. RefSeq names its product aluminum-activated malate transporter 14-like. NCBI's taxonomy places the organism in Eukaryota, Viridiplantae, Streptophyta, Magnoliopsida, Solanales, Solanaceae. The record is from RefSeq and is a predicted model, not a curated record. Gene Ontology annotation, cellular component: plant-type vacuole membrane. Gene Ontology annotation, biological process: malate transport.
CAUUUUACUAGUGUCCACAUCAGAGCUGCAUUAUAACUAGUCCUAUAAAUAGACAAUAUUAUUAACUUCUAAGUUAUAUGAUUAAUUCCCUCUCCAACUAUUUAUUCCAUUCUCCACAAUAUUUGGAAGAAAUAUAAUUAAGUUCAAAUUAAAGUCAUCAUCAUGAGUUCUAACGUUGUACCUGUUCCAAAUGAAGAAAAUAUUAUUAUUAUUAUUUCUCAACAUGACCAAAACAAAUCACACAAAACCAAACUUUCCUCUAUUGUCUCAUUUCUCAAGGAAAGUAUAGCCAAAUUGGAUAUCAAGAAAGUUAUACAUAGUGUUAAAGUUGGUAUUGCUUUAGUAUUGGUAUCACUUUUGUACUUGCUUGAUCCUUUAUUCCAAAAAGUAGGACAAAAUGCUAUCUGGGCUAUUAUGACCGUAGUCGUUGUUUUUGAAUUUUUCGCAGGUGCUACACUAAGCAAAGGGAUAAAUCGAGCUAUUGGUACCGUAUUGGGUGGAGGAUUGGGAUGUUUGGCUGCAAUAUUAGCUGAUGAAAGUGGUGAAAUUGGUGGUGCCUUAGUUGUUGGCAUCUCUGUCAUUAUCAUUGGUGUUGGUGCAACAUACUCAAGGUUGAUACCAAGUGUGAAGAAGAAAUAUGAUUAUGGAGUUAUGAUAUUUAUUUUAACAUUCAGUUUAGUAGUAGUAUCUGGUGUUAGAGCUGACAAAAUAAUGAAAUUGGCUGGAGAGAGACUCUCCAACAUUGGGAUGGGCUUUGCUGUUUGCAUAUUUACAAGUUUCAUAUACCCCAUUUGGGCUGGUGAUGAACUUCAUUUCUCCACUGCAAAUAAGUUUGAUAAACUUGCCACUUCUAUCCAAGGGUGCUUAGAGGAAUAUUUUGUGAUAGCCAAUGAUAAGGAAAAAAAGGCAACAAUUGACAUCAGUGGAUGCAAAUCAGUGAUGCACUCCAAGUCUAGUGAUGAGUCAUUGGCAAAUUUUGCAAAGUGGGAACCUUGGCAUGGAAAAUUUGGAUUUUUUUAUCCAUGGGAGAAGUAUUUGAAUAUUGGAGAAGUUUUAAGGGAACUUGCAGCAAUGAUCAUCUCAUUUAAAGGGUGUAUUCAAUCAGUCAGACAGUCGUCCCCAACGGAAAGAGACAGCAUAAGAGAGCCAUGUGAGAAAAUAGGGUUGUCACUAGCAACAAUUUUGAUGGAACUUGGAGAUAGCAUAAGACACAUGAAAAGAUGUCGUGCCAAAAAUUUGAUAACACAAUGCAUGAGACAAGAGCUAAGCCUCCUUGUAAACUUACACAAUAAUAAUAAUAAUAAUAAUAAUAAUAAUAAUUCAACUGAUAAUGAAAGUAAUCUUGGAUUGGCCAGCUUUAUUUUUCAAAUUUUAGAGAUGGUGGACAAGGUUGAAUUGUUGGCUACAAAGGUGGAAGAACUUGGUGAAAUUGCACACUUUCACAACAAGAAACUUGAUGUGUGACUAUAAUGUCUUUGGUUAAAGAUGUUAUAUAAGCAUAUACAUAAUCCGUGUAAAUAAUUUUUACACUAUCAGAUCAGUCAAAAGAUAUAUAUUUCAAGGUGAGCCGUGAGCCUCCUUAAAAUGUAAACUUUGUAACAUAGAUUAUUAUCUGCUGCCAGAGGCAGAUUCAUGAUAUAUACACUAUGUAUUGAACUUUUAAGGUUCUAGAUUAUUAACUCAUUGUAUAUUUUAUAAAUUAUGAGCUAACAUAUGUACUAUUUAGUGUACAGUGCAUAUAUAACGAAUGAGUUUUACACAUAUUUUAUAUUCUGCAUCGUAAGUAUUUAAUUUAGAUAAAUUUGAUAUUAUAAUAAUAGGUCCACUCUUAUCUGAUUCAAUAAGUAAAUAUAAUUUAAUCUAAGGAGCUGGG